Messenger RNA from Brassica rapa (field mustard), 1085 nucleotides. RefSeq lists its product as uncharacterized. NCBI's taxonomy places the organism in Eukaryota, Viridiplantae, Streptophyta, Magnoliopsida, Brassicales, Brassicaceae. The record is from RefSeq and is a predicted model, not a curated record.
CACAGACACAGGUGUACUUGCCUUAGGAGUUUGGUCUUCUUCUUCUUCUUCUUUAUUUCGGCUUCCCCGUCGAUAAACGAUCUUCUCCUGUUUCAGCGACAGUCGCUUCGAAUUCCUCGUUCAGUGCCUAUCAAAGCUAUGCCUAAAAGAGGAGCAGAAGCGCCUCCUUCGUCUGAAACCCAAAGAGUCAAACCUGCAGACUCUUUCGGUGAUUACAGAUCUCAAGUAUCUCAACUCUUGUCUCAAGAAGAGAAGAUCUCGCUUCGAAAUCAAGAAGCCACUAUGAGCCAUUCCAACACUGCAAUAGGAGCUGGGAUGUCACACCUCAAGAGAGAGGAUUUGAAUGUUUUGUUAAGGCAGUGCGUGAGGGAUCUAACUCCAGAAGUUAAUGAGAUGCAUUUGCGUGCAUGCAGCAUGAAACGGUUUUCAGACAAGGCAACCAAAUGUGAUGUUCCUGCAGACUCUGAAGAUGAUGUGACGAAUCUUCUGUCUAACCCUGAUAUUGUCAAGAAAUUAACCUCCCGGUAUUCAAAUGUUCUUCUUCAUGAGCUGGAUGAUAUGCAGCAGCAACUCGAGAACAUCCUUGAUGAUGUAGUGGCUACUUGCAGGCCUAUGAGUCGCGGCGAAAAGUUAGAUCUGCGGAAAGCAAUCAUGGAGUUGCCUGGGGGAAACCGUGACCGUAUCGCUGGGAUAGUGGAAGAACAUUGCAGAACGUCUGGAAAGGAAUUUUCAGACGAGGUUAUCGCCAACUUGGAUCAGUCGGAGGACAACACAAUGCUAUGGAGAUUGCAUUUCUAUGUAGGAGCAGUCAAGAAUGCUCAGAAGCUCGCUCGCUAGCUGCCUUAGGCUGUAUACAUAUGUUUUUUUUUUGUCAACAUAUGGUUAAGAGAUGUUGGAAUGGUGUGAUGGGCUGUUGACUGUUCAAACCGGUCUGGAAUCAGCAGUAGUAAGUCCUUUAUGGCCGGUUUGAUUUACACUGUUUUUUUUCCUCAUAAACUGGCUUAAACCGGUUCUGGUUUUGCAAGACUUUGAUCAAAGAUUAAAUUGGCUGGUCAGAUGAUUUUCCUGGUCUAGUAAUUUUUAAA